AUGACCGAAUUGAGGGCAAGAUUAGAGCAACUGGGCUUGUCGCAGUACUUCGAGACAUUCGUCACCGAGGGUUUUGACACAUGGGACACUCUUCUGGAUAUUCGGGAAUCGGACUUAGAUGCUCUCAAGGUCAAACUUGGUCAUCGAAGGAAGCUUCAACGCGCCAUUGCAGAAAGCCGAGGCGUGCCCCUAGAGCGCUUGGAUCGCGCGUUCCCGCAAUUCCACUUCUCUCACAGCGCAGACGGAUCCAAUCGAAGCGAUGAUUCGGCUUCCGAGUCAAGAAACUUCAAGAGAAGCGAGCCUCCAGUUCCCGGCGCAAAACGCAAAUAUCGUCGUCACCCAAAGGCAGACGAGAAUGCGCCCGAAAGGCCCGCUUCAGCUUAUGUUAUCUUUUCGAAUCAGAUGCGGGAGAUGCUAAAGGGUCAAGAGCUUAGUUUCACGGAGAUCGCCAAGUUGGUUGGAGAACGUUGGCAAACAUUGUCCCCACGUUCGCGAGAAGCGUGCGAACGUGAAGCAGCUGCCGCCAAAGAGAAGUAUUAUGCAGAGCUUGCGGAUUACAAAAGGACGCCCGAAUACGCCCGCUAUCAACAAUAUCUGGCCGAUUUUAAAGCAAAGCACAGCCAACCGCAAACGGACGGCAAACGUUCGAAAGUCGAUCCAGAAACAAGCAUCUCGGCACAUGGUAGUUCCAACGACCUACUCGAUAGCCAAUCUCGAAGACAUCCAAGUGACGCCCACCUCGCCCGAAAAGCUCCCCAUCAGCGAUCCGGAUCCAGUCCUCCUCCAGGCCUAUCUUCUCGUCCCGGCGGGCAUAUGUUCGCAUCCGAGUCAAUCUCUCCGGUCUAUUCUUUUUCUGGAAUCAGCUCCCCGAGGAUUAGCGGCCAAUAUUCCCCAAUGUCUGCGUCGCCAACAUCAACACCCGUAGCCGACCCCUCCCAUACGUACGGAGCAGGGCUGCCAGCCCCCGGGAGAGAGCGACAUCAAGAUCCAGCGCACCAGUCACCAUUAAGUUAUGGAUUGGCUCAAUCCACCCCUCUAUCAGUGGCAUCUCCUUCAAUGUUGCACAAUGGACAGGCCCAGGUUGACCGCGAUUUUCCCCGUGAUUUUCCUCGGCGGGUUCAUCGUGAAUCUUCCUCACUUCCCUCUUUGGUCCAUGAAGAUACCACCGCCACCACAGCCACGAAUUUGUCCACGGAAAGUUCAGGAUAUCCUGGCGGACAGGGCGCUCCCCCGUUCACUGGGCACAUUUUACCACUUGUGGACACGCAGAAAGCGCAUCGGUUGUUACCACAGCCGAUACCUUCUCACAACAUAGCGCCAUCACCUCUAGAUCAACGACCUGGCCCGCCAUCAAAUUUUCCACAGCCGCAGCCGCAGGAUACGCGACAGGCGUCUUCUUUGGCAGUACUGUUACGAGCAGGGGAGCUGGCUCGCGAAGCCGAUGAACCGUCCAACGGCAGAGAUAGUACGUCCUAG
Messenger RNA from Aplosporella prunicola CBS 121167, 1476 nucleotides. RefSeq lists its product as uncharacterized. The transcript is spliced from 6 exons. Gene Ontology annotation, cellular component: nucleus. The record is from RefSeq and is a predicted model, not a curated record. Gene Ontology annotation, biological process: regulation of gene expression. Bases 1 to 1476 code for a protein of 491 amino acids. Gene Ontology annotation, molecular function: protein binding. Lineage: Eukaryota; Fungi; Ascomycota; Dothideomycetes; Botryosphaeriales; Aplosporellaceae.